GCCAUCACGACCUAAAACAGGAAGCAAAAACAGACAUGUCUAUGAAUCUAAACGAAGGCGAUCGAAUAGAAUAGAGCACAACAAUUAUAGCGUGUGCCGUUAAAAUAAGCUUUCCAUCUCAGCCUUCAACGCACGCGAGAGGAGACAACCUACCGCAGCGAAAUCACUGCUGUUAAAAGAGUAGUGGAUGCAGUUGAUCAACCAAAACACUCUGGGUGUGUGUUGAUAGCAUGGGCCAGCACCUGGUAAAGAGAGAGCAGCAGAGUGAGAACGAGAACGAGAGCAACAAGGUUAUCACAUCACAGGAGGAAGACGAGACUGUGCAGCCGACAGCCGAGAUGGCCGAGACUCAGGAUGAGGUUUUUAGGGAUGCAGAUGUGAACCAGAACAAUGACCACCCCUCCAAGCGGCCGGCGGUGACUGACUCCUCGGGAGCGGAGGCUAGCGAGGAGGUCUGGAGCGACGCCAGCGCAGCUGACCCCAACGACGACACGCCCCGCCCCCACUUGGUCCGCCUCUUCUCUCGCGAUGCCCCGGGCCGCGAGGACAACACCUUCAAAGAUCGCCCUUCGGAGUCCGACGAGCUACAGACCAUUCAGGAGCACAGCGCAGCUGGUACGGAGAGCGGCUCGGAGUGA
Molecule: messenger RNA, 638 nt
Organism: Engraulis encrasicolus (European anchovy)
Lineage: Eukaryota; Metazoa; Chordata; Actinopteri; Clupeiformes; Engraulidae
Product: myelin basic protein-like
Exons: 4
Coding region: 231-638 (135 amino acids)
Molecular function (GO): structural constituent of myelin sheath
Source: RefSeq, a predicted model, not a curated record